Xyrauchen texanus (razorback sucker) is the source of this 3505-nucleotide messenger RNA. RefSeq names its product DNA replication licensing factor mcm2-like. Gene Ontology annotation, biological process: DNA replication initiation. The transcript has 5 exons. The coding region runs from base 240 to 1064 and encodes 274 amino acids. NCBI's taxonomy places the organism in Eukaryota, Metazoa, Chordata, Actinopteri, Cypriniformes, Catostomidae. Gene Ontology annotation, molecular function: ATP binding; DNA binding. The record is from RefSeq and is a predicted model, not a curated record. Gene Ontology annotation, cellular component: nucleus; MCM complex.
UUCCAGGGUAAACAGUGUACACGCGAGCUGCUGUUCAGUUCUGACAUAAAACAAUGGCGGAUUCAUCAGAAUCGUUUCACAUGGCCACUAGCCCCAGUCACGUCUCCCGGCGGGGCGACCUGACCUCCAGCCCUGGCUGAGAUUUGCCCCCAUUUGAGGACGAGUCUGAGGGGCUUCUGGGAGAGAACGUUCCUAAAGAAGUGGAGGAUGGAGAUGGAGAGGAGCUGAUAGGAGAUGGGAUGGAGAGGGACUACCAUGCCAUACCUGAACUGGACCGUUAUGAAGACGAGGGCCUGGAUGAGGAUGAAGAUCUCAGUGAGCUCUCUCCUGGCACUCGCGCGGCCGCCGAAGAGGCCAUGAGAUGGCGAGACCGAGAACAAGGCCUGGGACGCAUCGGACGUGGACUCCUCUACGACAGUGAAGACGAGGAUGAUGAACGCCCCACGAAGAGGCGUCGGCGUCUGGCGGAGAUGGCAGCUGAAGGCGUCAUGGCGGAUGGCGAGGAUGAAGAGAUGAUCGAAAGUAUCGAGAACCUGGAGGACAUGAAGGGUCACACGGUCAGAGAGUGGGUUUCCAUGGCGGCACCUCGACUGGAGAUCUACCACCGCUUCAAGAACUUCCUGCAGACACACGUGGACGAGCACGGACACAACGUCUUCAAAGAGCGCAUCAGCGACAUGUGCAAAGAUAUAUCCCAGUCAAGAGCCGAGAGACCCAGACAGCCACUUCUGAAGGUUUUCCCUCGGACCCUCAUAGGCGAUCGAAGACGGGGCUUCAUGAAAGAGUGGUACAGUACCCAUAAAUGGCUGGAAUAUUCUCAAAGUAAAGAUGCUGCCUUCUGCUAUGCCUGCCGGCACUUCAGUCUCCCUUCUUCACGUGAUUCAGCAUUUAAAUCUGAAGGAUUCAGGCACUGGAAGAAAGCAACCUUUAGCGAUGGAGGAUUUGCUAGCCAUGCACAAUCAGAAUCGCAUACCAAUGCUAUGUUAGCCUGGAAAGACUAUGAAAAAUGGGCAGAAAGCAAAUGUUCUCUCUCUGCCUCUUUAAGUGCAGAAUAUGAAAAAUGAGUAAAGGAAAAUAGAGAGUACAUUAAAACAAUUGCAGAAACCCUGCUUCUCACAGCAACGCAAAAUAUAGCCCAGAGAGCAAAUAAUGAAACCGAGGGUGAGAACAAAGGGAAUUUUCUCUCUAUUAUGGAGUUACUUGCCAAGCAUGAUAACAUAGUCAAGAAGAAAAUGACUAGUCGAAGAAAUGCAACAUACCUUGGCCACAGAACACAAAAUGAAAUGAUUGAUUGCCUGGCUGAAAUGGUGCGAACCUCCAUAAUGAGUGAAGUUACUCAAAGUGAGGCCUUCAGCAUUAUGGUUGAUGAGACCAAAGACACCAGUAAGAUGGAGCAGAUGUCCUUUGUAAUACGAUAUUAUUAUAAUGGCUCUAUAUUAGAAAGUUUUCUUUCAUUUGAAGCUGCAGAACGCCUGGACGCUGCAGCACUUUCUCAGAAAAUCAUACAGAUAAUGCAGAUGUAUGGCCUUGACUACAGAAACAAUUUAGUAGGGCAAGCCUAUGAUGGGGCCUCCGUCAUGAGCGGCAAAAACACAGGUGUGCAGGCACGCAUUAAAUCAGAGGCCCCAUUAGCCUUCUACAUACACUGUAAUGCACACUGCUUAAAUUUGGUAUUGGUUGACAGUGUGAAAUGCCUUCCUGAAACCAGCUGUUUCUUUGCUCUGUUGCAGAAACUGUAUGUUUUUAUGUCAGGAUCCUUCGUACACCAAAGGUGGAUAGAGGUGCAGAAAGACAUGUAUCAAGGGGUGACUAGAGAAUUACAAAGGUUGAUAGAUGCACGGUGGGCAUGUAGGCAUAAUGCAUGCCAAACAGUACAGGAUAGACUGCCAGCCAUCAUACAUCUACUCAAACAAAUCUCUGAAGACAAAAAUGCUGACAGAGCUGUUGAAGCAAGAGGUCUUUUAGCACAAAUAGAUCUCAAGUUCAUUUGCCUCCUUACUACACUCACCAACAUUUUUGGUGAGAUCAAGCAUCUGUCUGACAUUUUACAGUCCUCACAGCUGAAUUUGGGCAUAGCUGUUACCCUUGUUGAUUCGCUUGUUGACACAUUGAAUGGAUAUCGAGAGGACUCUGUCUUUAAUGACAUUUGGGACAACACGAUGACUCUCGCCGAACAAUGCGGUGUCAAUGUUGUAUCUUCAGGACGUCAGGUCACACCAAGCUCUAGGCUCGAAGGGUAUUACAUUUCCACACCAAUAGCUCAGAGACCGGUCAGCACAGAUAAGGAGUCAUUUAGGACGGGCUCCUUCGUUCCAAUCGUUGAUGUACUUCUCUCUGAGAUUAAGAGAAGGUUUUCCAAAGAGAGCUGUGUCAUAAUGGAAGGGAUACAGGCCUUGAAUCCUGGAAGUCCCACGUUUUGUGAGAAAAAUGUAUUGUUUCCAUUUGCCUCACAAUACAACUGUAGCACCGAGGAUCUAGUAUAUGAAAUUCCUCUACUUAAAAGAGUUCUUGAAAGGAAGCAACCCAGCGGUGAGGAGGUGCCAUCCAAUUUAGUAGACCUCACAGUCUUCCUUGAGCCGUAUGGGGAGGUUUUCCAUGAGAUGUUUAAACUUUGCAAAAUUGCACUUGCAUUACCGGUGAGCACUGCGGCAUGCGAGCGCAGUCUUUCUGUGCUAAAGUUGAUCAAGACGGUCUUGAGAAAUACAACGAGUGACGAACGAUUGAGCAAUUUGGGGGUGUUAAGUAUAGAGUCAAGAAGGGCAAGGGCCAUAAAUCUUGAUGAUUUUGUGGAUGUGUUUGCAAAAAGACACGGCAAUAGGAGAAUAAAGCUGUAUUGAUAAGAUUGUGGCCUAAUAAAACAGAGAUAUGAAUUGGUUGUGAGUAGGCUCACUGAACCCUCAACAUGUGGUGUUGUACCCCAUUGAACCCUCAACAUGUGGUGUUGUACCCCAUUGAAACCUGAACUGAAUGCAAAAAUUCAAUAUUUUGUAAGUUGGAAAAUCAACAGAUUUUGGAGAAUGACCCAUUUGCAGUUUGGGUCAGUUCCUCACAUAAAUCUGUCGUGUGACUUUAGAAAACAUGGAACACAGCGCAUGAGUCAUAUGAACUACUGUUUACUACUGUUAUUCACUUUUGUUGGAAAGUGAAGUGGAUUUUAAGGGAGCACACUACAAGCGCACAUCAAUUUCAUCAUGAAUGAACAAAGAAUUGUUACUGUGAGAACGUGUAGUUAAAGAUGUACAUUGAGAUAUGUUGUACUUGUAAUAAGUGGUUUUAUAAAAAUAAAUUAACUAUGGUCAAAAUAAUUUUAUUUAAAAUUAACCAAAAAAAAUGUAAUGACAUCUUGACCACAGUCCUUGAAAACAAAUAAAAAUGUGCUUAAAGUCGUUGAAUUUAACUUUGAAGCAUCUGUAUGAACCCUGUUAUUGGCAACUUAGUCAUGUGACAUGUUGUUUUUCAACCUUCUCCGGUCUCUUGAAUGCAGAAGUACUCCACAUUAAAUUAA